UCGAAAUUCGGCAUGAAAUUCAAAUCUCCCAAUCCUUGUGUUUCGAAUACAAACAUUGAUCAGACGGUGUACUUCAGAGGAAUCUCCAACAGCCCCCACUGCCCCAGCCCGACCUUCGCUGGACCCAGCCUCAGCACCGGCUACGACAUCGGCCGCCGCUACUACCUCCCGCCCCACCCUACGCAGCACCAGGGCUACCACCACCAGCACCAGCAGCUACCCCUCGGCCACCAGCCCCACCCACACGACCCAGAACCCGGCCUUGGGGGCGGGACGCUCAACCCCGACAGACCCAUGUUGCUUCUUCAGUCCCAAGCCAGCUACGAUGCAGCAGGGGCUUUAGCUGGUAGCCACUACACUUCCGGUGCUUACUCGAACUCUCUGACGUCACAAUCCGCCAUGGCGGACAUCAACAUCCUGGCGGCGUCCUUCACCAUCCCCAUGCACGACUUUCAGUCGGACGUGGCGCCGUACGCGUCGGACGACUUGUCCCCCGACCACUUCUCCCCCGGGUACGACAACAGCCAGUCCAGCGGUCUCAGCUAUGACCACCAGCAACAGACGCACCCCACCCCCCAGGGGUACCUGGAGAACUACAACUUCGACAGCGGCUACCUCCACCCCCGAGAACAAUCCAAACACACCUCAUACGGCCCGGCCUCCGCCCCGUCGACCACUAACACUCUCACUCUCAACAACAACAACACGACAACCGCCAACAACAACAGUCCCACUAGCAACAACACCACCGGCUCAAACACCCACCCCAACAGCAACACUGCUCCAAACAUGUUCGUGGACAGCGGACCCUUGGAUAAGUACUCAGUCCCCCCUCCCCACAGCAUGGUCGAUGACGUAUACGGGUCGGGUUUCCAGACCCACGACAGCGAUUUCUACUCUCAGCACCGCUACAUGGAAUCCACCACCAAAUCCCACUUUCCCAUGGACGUGUCCAAAGUCUACCAGAAACACGCCUUCAACGACAGCAGCGCACAAGAUUUAGUGUUCCCCCAGUCAAGCCUAGCCUACACCGACCUCGAACAGAAACCAUCCCACCUCUACAGCCACAACGCUUACGACACGACCACCCCCGGGCCGUACUGCACCGAGGCCUCAAGCCUGUACCAGCCCUACCACCCGGCGUUCUACGGGGGACAGGGCGGACACUGCCCCCCGGGGAUGGCGUUCUCCUCCACGGGCGUGCCCCACGGUAACGCUUAUCGCAGCGACCUAUCCCUCUCCAUGUCUGCUCACCACGCCUCGCACAUGCAUCACUCGCACAGGCGGACAUCACUCACGAUACCCACUCCCCCCAACGCUGAUAGCCUUGACCUUCAAAAAUACCAGCUCCAAUCCCCGGGCACCCCUCCGACCCCCCACAACCGAUCCCCGCCCCUGCGAGACGGCAGCCAGCCCAUGAAGGAAAGCCUGCUGUGUGCCGUGUGUGGGGACAACGCCGCCUGCCAGCACUACGGUGUCCGGACCUGUGAAGGCUGCAAGGGAUUCUUCAAGAGGACGGUACAGAAGAACGCCAAGUACGUGUGUCUGGCCGACAAAAACUGUCCUGUAGACAAACGAAGAAGGAACCGCUGCCAGUUCUGUCGCUUCCAGAAGUGCUUAGCCGUCGGGAUGGUCAAAGAAGUUGUCAGAACAGAUGGACUGAAAGGAAGACGGGGCCGCCUCCCCUCCAAACCCAAGUCACCCCAGGAGUCCCCACCCUCCCCUCCCGUCAGCCUCAUCACGGCGCUUGUCAGAGCUCACGUAGACACGUGUCCAGAUAUCCCCAACCUGGACUACAGCCAGUUUCAAAUGUCCAAGCCUGAGGACCCGAACUGUGGACGUGAAGACAAUGUCCGAGCCUUCUACAACAUCUUGCUGCAGAGCAUGGACGUGCUGAGGGCAUGGGCUGAGAAGAUCCCCGGGUUCACCGACCUCCAGAAGGAGGACCAGGAACUUUUGUUCCAGUCCGCCUCUCUGGAACUCUUUGUUCUUAAAGCGGCUUACAGAGUCCAACCAAACGAUGAGAAGAUAAUUUUUGAGAACGGCCAAGUGUACCACCGUCUUCAGUGUAUGAAGACGUUUGGGGAAUGGAUCAAUUCUAUCGUGGAGUUCGGCCUGAGUCUACACCGUAUUGGGCUGGAUAUUUCUUCCCUGGCUUGUAUGAGUGCUCUGGCUAUGGUGACAUUACGACAUGGACUUCGAGAGCCAGAGAGAAUGGAAGAGCUACAGAUGAAGAUAAUUGACUGCCUACGUGACCACUGCACCUACAACAGCGAGGCCCAGAGAAAGCCCCAUUUUUUCUCUCGCAUCCUCAGCAAGAUAGCAGAGUUACGCACCCUGAGUCGAGAGGGCUUGCAAUGUAUGACGGAAGUCGCCAAGUUCGACGACUCCAUUUCCGCCCCAGCUGUGAUUCAAAACUAUAUUUCGAAUCAGUUGCCUUUUUAAAGAAACAAUCUACACGAUUCAUCUGGUUGUUGAUUUGCUUUAAAAUUACUGAAAUUAUAAUUGUGUAUAUUUGCUUUUUGUCAAAGUGAUUUGUUAACUUUGUUACUACGUUGUUUUAGUUAGUUUUUUUUAAAUCUUUGUAUUAUAUGUAAGAAGUAUUUUUUAUCCCUACACAAAAAAGAGUGGGGAAAAAAAUUGAAAUCUAUUUUUUACUAUUUAUAAAUUUAAACCGUGUUUAUUUUUUAAAUGUGUCAUAAAAGUAUUUUUAUAUUCAAUAUCUGAGCCCCGCUGUUUUUCAUCACCUGCCUUUUCCUUAUUGUUAACACAGAGCUUGAGUUAAUGAGCUUAUGUUUAGCUGUGUGUGAGGUUGCGUGUGAGUUGUUUACAAAAUCAGAGUUAAGCUUUGUCAUUGUGAGUUAAACGUUGCACCGAGAAAGUAUUUCAAGGUAAAAGCUUUAUUAAUAUUUUAUUUU
Physella acuta is the source of this 2918-nucleotide messenger RNA. RefSeq names its product nuclear receptor subfamily 4 group A member 2. Gene Ontology annotation, molecular function: nuclear glucocorticoid receptor binding; RNA polymerase II cis-regulatory region sequence-specific DNA binding; zinc ion binding. Lineage: Eukaryota; Metazoa; Mollusca; Gastropoda; Physidae. Gene Ontology annotation, cellular component: transcription regulator complex; nucleus. The record is from RefSeq and is a predicted model, not a curated record. Gene Ontology annotation, biological process: cellular response to corticotropin-releasing hormone stimulus; regulation of transcription by RNA polymerase II.